UCUGUGGGUUAUAUGUCGUCUGUGUUGUUGUUUUGACGUUAGAAGUUUGUUACAAAGAGUAAAAGAAUAUUAGGUUUUAUAAGUGUAUAAUCUAUGUUAGUUAUUGUCCAAGACAUGUCCGAGGAAUAUGGUCGAAAUCCGGGAUUCUGAAACGUAAAAUAUAAAAACCACAUCUUUCUGAUUUAUCGGCACUGUUCAUAUAAUAAGAGCUCCAGUAUUAACUUAGUAUAUUUGUAGUUAGAAAAAAUUUAUAUUAACAAUUAUUUUUGAUUGCGUUCUACAAAUAUUGUGUGAUAUAUUUUAAAUUAAUACAAUCGAAUAAAAAAAUGCGAUAAUUUGACAUAUGAUUAUAAAAUUACUGUAAAUUUAAAACUUGAAGAAACAUUAAUUUUAUUGGUGACCUUUAUUAAGCAAGAUGGCCUGGACAAACUACCAGAAGUUCCUCGCCCUGAUGAUGUUGGUGACUGGCUCAAUCAACUCUUUGAGUACAAAAUGGGCUGAUAUAUUAAAAUCAAAGGGGUCAGACGGUGAAGAAAGAUAUUUCAACCAUCCAUUCUUGCAGACCUUAUCUAUGUUUUUGGGUGAAAUGCUAUGUUUACUUGUGUUCAAAUUGGUGUAUUACAAAACACGGAACACUGGGGGACAUUCAUUAACAGCUGGAACACAAAACUUCAAUCCCUUAAUUCUGAUGCCCGCAGCUAUGUUGGAUUUGAUUGGAACAUCCAUAAUGUAUAUUGGUUUGACUCUAACCUACAUCAGCAGUUUCCAAAUGUUCCGUGGGUCUAUCAUUGUCUUUGUGGCUGUGCUGUCCAUGACAUUCUCCAACAAACAGAUCAUCAAAAGAGAAUGGCUCGGGAUUGUGUGCGUCAUCAUCGGACUUUUGAUCGUGGGAGUUACGGACGCUUUGUACCAAACACCGGGAGAGUCUAAAGGCCGCAACAGCCUUAUAACCGGCGACCUACUGAUUAUAAUCGCUCAGGUUGUAUCCGCCUGUCAGAUGGUGUACGAAGAGAGAUACGUUACAGGUCAAAAUAUCCCUCCAUUGCAAGCUGUAGGCUGGGAAGGGGUGUUCGGUUUCUCUGUGCUGUCCGGUCUGUUGGUCGUGUUCUACUGGACUCCGGCCCCGCCCCACUUCGACAACAACCCGAGGGGAACCAUAGAAGACGCUAUCGAUGGCCUGAUACAAAUCGCCAACAAUCCAUUGAUCCUCGUGGCAACGCUUGGUACGAUUGUAUCGAUAGCUUUCUUCAAUUUCGCCGGCAUCAGCGUUACCAAGGAAAUGUCUGCUACAACCAGAAUGGUGCUCGACUCAGUGAGGACUCUGGUCGUGUGGGUAGUGUCUCUGGCUGUCAGGUGGCAAAGCUUCCACUGGCAGCACCUUAUGGGCUUCGGAGUUCUCAUCGUCGGCACCUGUCUGUACAACAAUCUCGUGCCCCGCUGCCGUACAACCACCGAAGACGACGACGUCGACAGCGUAACCGAUAUCGUGAACACGGAAGCAUAGGCUUACCUUGACGCAUAGAUAAUCUAACCGCUCAUACUAAUAUAUUCCAAUUUAGAUUUAAUGAUUAAACGUUGAUCUUAUCUGUCUCUGUGUAAUGUUGCAGUAGGAAUUUUUGACAUAACCCAAUGAAGUCAUCUUGAAUUUUUAACAUAGAAUAAAUAGGUAACAAUUAAUUUCCUAUAAAUGAAUAAUUUGAAGGCCUUUAUAAACGGUGCUAUAUACAAACUAAUCCAGCUGAUUGUUUUUUGAUCUUGAGAUAAAAAAAAUUAUUUAAACUAAAUAAAUCAUUAACGUUUUUUCUUUAGUUUCAUAGAUUUUUUUUUAUUUUUUACUCUUUAUUUUCUUAUUUUAAUUUUGUCUUUAUUAGAUAAGGACAAAAAUUUUAUAUUUCUAAAGAUAUCUGCUGUAGCUCUUAAGACUUUUUUAUAAUAAAAUAUUAUAGUCUCUAACAUUCUUAAUCUUCACCAAUUCAUUUACAUUCAUAAGUAUAGUAAUAAUAUAAGUAGUUUUUAGAAACGUCAUUAUUUGUUAGUUUUGUGAUUAUUAUUUUUUUAUGAUAUUGAAAUUGAUUUUAUGUAGAAAUUGAUAAAUUUUUUUGUAGUUAAAUGACAAAAGUGUUAAAAACACAAGCGUUUUGGUCUCUAAAUUUUUUUACUAUAACUUCAUAUUAUUAUAACGCAGUCUUUAAGCAAUAACGUAACGUAAAAUUUAAUAUAAUCGCGUUUGAAGCCUGACGGUGAUUUCUGACUUAAAAAAUACGUUUGAAUAAAUGAUCUAAAAGGUUUACUGCAUUCCGCGCAAUGUACUGCAAACUAACGCUAAGGUUUCGUAAUACGAUCUUAUCUUACUAAGCCGACAACUGUAUUUACUUUAUUUAGUAUAUAUUCUAAUGUUCGCUGAAUAAACGAAAUCCGAUCUUAAUAAACAAUAACGCAAGGUUUCGAAUCAUUUCACUUUAGUUAUUAUGAUUUAUUUCUUUUACAAUAUGACGUAAAAUCUUUUAUUUGUACUAUUAAGUUUUUUGAAACACUAUAACUCAUCAUAUAGGUGCUAAACAAAAGAAAUCGGUUGACAAUCAGAGAUGAAAAAGGUACUAAACCUAUAACUAUAUCUUUGUCUAUAUUUUUAAAGAUUAAUAAUGUUUUAUUUACUUUGGGCUAGCAGUCCCGCGCCCAUACCGUAAAUCCUAUGUAAGUGACAUUUUUUUUUAUUAUUAAUAAAUACAAUUAUCGAAUGAAAUUUUAAUACAAACUAUGAGUAGGUAAGUAAGAUUUUUAUAUUUGACUGACAUGUAAGUUUUUCUUUUUGUUUCUUGGCAAAUAAAGAUUAUUAAUAAAAUGAAAAAA
This is a messenger RNA of Bombyx mori (domestic silkworm), 2850 nucleotides long. It is a transcript of the gene Tango9, whose product is annotated as solute carrier family 35 member F6. NCBI's taxonomy places the organism in Eukaryota, Metazoa, Arthropoda, Insecta, Lepidoptera, Bombycidae. Gene Ontology annotation, biological process: transmembrane transport. The coding region runs from base 416 to 1504 and encodes 362 amino acids. The record is from RefSeq and is a predicted model, not a curated record. Gene Ontology annotation, cellular component: membrane; intracellular membrane-bounded organelle. Gene Ontology annotation, molecular function: transmembrane transporter activity. The transcript is spliced from 9 exons.